Molecule: messenger RNA, 5175 nt
Organism: Funneliformis mosseae
Lineage: Eukaryota; Fungi; Glomeromycota; Glomeromycetes; Glomerales; Glomeraceae
Source: the annotation of a GenBank genome assembly
AUGUCCGACAAAAAGUAUUCUCUUGAUUUCACCAACUUUGAUAAUGUCCCUCCUAAAAAUUUAUUUCUCAAGAAACAACGUUCACAAGAGUCAAAUCCCUUAUCUAAUACAGAAUUGUUCAUGGAUGAUUUGAAAAUCGAAUCUUCUAAACGGAAAAAGCCAAGGUCUUUUAAUUCGUUUCUAUCGAUUGCAAAUCGAUCGUCAAAUGAUGGAAGUUCAAGGAAUUCAAUAAGCUCCAUUAAAUCCGCUAUUAGUAAUAUUCUUGGAUUUAAAAGUAGAAGAACGCAGGAACAACAACCCCCUAUAGAUUUAGAAUUCGAAGUUAAUAAAGAAAGAUUCGCUUCUCAUGUUGCCAUAAGUCCUGAUGGUCAAUAUAUUUGUACCUUUGAUUAUAAAAAGCUCGAAUUCAAUAUUUUCCAUUCGAUUACGGGCAUUAGUUAUUCGGAUGACAUUGUAGACCCUACGUAUAAAUUCGUAAAGAUUCCGAAUCUAAAUGCAUCAAAUGAUCAAUUGAAUCCUUAUAAAAUUGACACGAGUGAACUAUAUGAAUACGCGUCAAUUGGAAGAUUACGAGAAGAAUUGAGAAAGACUUCAAGUUCUGAACAACAACCAAAUUUAAACGUUCCAAAAUCAGAAAAUUAUUUGAAUGUUCCAAAUUAUUUAAACGAGAAAUCUAAUGGAAUUAGUUUAGAAAAUAUAACAAUGAAACAAAGCCAAGAAAAAUAUGAAGUAGAAUUAUCUAGAAUAUUUCCAUCAUGGUCUCUAUCAAUAUCAAAUAUAAUGGAACAUCAAGGUGAACACGUGAUAUUUGUCGCAGUAUCAGCUAUUAUUGAAACAGACAUGAAGAAAAAAAGGACAGCCGAAGAAGAUGAAGUAGUUAGAAUACUUAAUCCAAAUUUAAACAGAUAUAAUAGUGAUGAAUAUGCAAAUUUCAACAACAGGAUUCCGGAAAGUGUAUCCGAUGAUCCUCCCGAUUUUGAAGAAAUUGUAGUGCCCAAGUUUGACAAGGCCGAAGGUAGAACGGAAAUAUAUCGGAUCGUUUUUGAUAAAUGUAAUCACGAUUUAAUUCAAAAGCCUGGUGUUGUUAAGGAAUUCAUUUGUCACAAUCUUGGCGGAAUUAUAAUGUUUGUGGAAGAAGGAUCUGACGUUCAAGAUUUUCAAAGUUUUGAACAGGAUUAUUAUUUGACUAAAAUGUUGGCAACAAGUUGCAUCAUAAUUAACGCUGAAGGAAUUUUUAAGGUUAAUUAUUUUGAAAAACGCGGAGAAAAGCUCGCUUUUAAUUCGAAAUUCAGUGUAGAAAGAUUUUCUUUUCCUAAAAGAUUGGAAAAAGAAUUAAAAGCUUGGUAUAAAUCAAAACAUUGUUUGGAUCGUCUGUUGUCAUGUAUUUAUCAUCAUUAUUUCUUUGUAGACCAAUAUAAAGACGGAGUUCAUACGAUAGAAAUGUACAAUCUUUCAACGAUGGAACAAAUGCAAAUUUUUAUAAAUCGACAUGAAGAGAGUGUACAACAUACCGCAAGUCAUAUAUCAUCCGUAUUCGCGGUUUCACAAAAUAAACAAUUGGUCGCUUGUAGUAACGGCGAAAAAUCUGUAACACUGUUUUGGAUCGAAAAUGGCCUUGAUAUAGGUACAAUAGAACUUGGGAUUGAGACGCGAAUUCUUUUUUUGGAAUUUAUUGAUAAAGAUGAGAAAUUACUUAUCAUUACCGAAGAAGAAGUAUGUUUGGAUAUCAAAGAAGAAUCCAAAGCCACGAAUGGUGAGAAUCCCAUCGCGUUAACUGUAAUUGUAGAAGAGGAUGUGGAUGACUCAGAUAGCAAAGGUAAACAACAAAUACCGAUUGAAAAAGAAAAGUUAUUACCCGAGGAAAAACAUGUGAUGAAAAAUGAGAAAGAAAAAAUAGAAAAGGACAUUAAUAUUGAAAGACCAAAGAUAACUAGGAAAAAAAGCUCAUAUUAUAACGAUGUCGAGCCUAAUAGGGUGACAAAAGUUAAAAUAUGGGAUUUGUUUAGUUCAUCGGACGAUGCUGUUCGUACCGGAAUGUCGGGUGAUUUAUUUCCAUCAAAAGACAAUUAUCAUUCUCAUAUGGCACGAAUCCCUAGUAAACUUUAUCGUAUGAAAGAUGAUGGUAGCUUGUUUUCGAUUAUUGAACAUGACGGAUUUGUAAAUCUUGUAAAUGGAGUAGAAACAGAUGCAACGAUUUUGUUCGGCUGUACUAUAUUUCAAGCAUUCGAAACUACGCCAGAUCAGGAAGAAAAUAUGCCAUACGUAUAUUCUAAGCAUGAAGAAGAUACAAAAUUACACAAGAUAUUUCGUCGUAAGAUGCCAAGUGAUGUUCAUAAAGCUAUAGUUGACAAUAAGGAACCAUGGGUUGAUAUAAAUAACUAUCGUCGCAUUUCAGCAUACCUUGACGCGGAUGAAACGAUACAGCUUAUAAUUGGACAUAGCACAGUGCAAGUUUGGCGAAACUUACCAAGACAGAAAAAAGAUAAAAAAGAGGGGUUCAAUCUACCAAAGAAAGAACCCGUCCUUGAAUAUAUUUGGGCAAAUAACAUUCCAACAGAGCAUGAUACCGAAGAUUCAAGGUUACAAUUACAAGAAUUAUGGGUUGGCGAUUAUGCAUUUUCUCUUACGGUUUCUUGGCAAUAUUGGGAGGGGGGAAUAGUGACGAGCUAUUAUAAGAGACUUUCGUUUCCUUGCAAAGACGGUCAUGUAACUCCUGUUUUACAUGCUUGCGAAACCCUUGAGCAUUUGAAUAAACGAAAUAACAAAAUAAUAGAUUACAAAAAAAUGGUAGAAUUUGAACAGAUUGUCGAAAAAACAAGUAGAAUUGUAUGGAGAUUCAUAAAGAAAAAGCCAAAGAUCUUUAAGAUGAUGGAUGUUCGAUAUAACGUGUUGUCCAGUUUAAUACGAGGGGGUUGUUAUUAUUUAGUAAAGACUGCUCUUUUUGGCGAUAUGACGUUAGAAGAGCUUAAAGCCGAGAAAAAGAAUUCAAAGAAAUUGAAGAAAGAUGAUGAUGUUAAAAAUAGUACUCAUAAAUAUAAGCAUAUAUUACAUAUUCCAAGGUCCAAGGAAUGGAUUAGCGAUAUUUCACCACCCAAAGGAAAUAAACCCGAAUAUAAUAAGAAAUCUUCUGGUUUUUAUCAUCGGUUUAUCUCAUUUUUAUCUGAAAUAAUUGUUUGGUUUUAUAUGUUGAUAAAAUGUAAAAAGAAAAGGAACAAUAAUGGAAUCGAAGAGCAAUCAAAGACGAAGAUAAGAAUGCCAACUACUGAUUUAGAAUGGGCAAUUGAAUACUGUAAAGGCAGAGAAAGAAAAGAUGCAAUUAUGGUCGGUUAUUUGCUAGAAUAUUAUUCUGAAAAUGCAUUACAUCAUAUUGGCUGGAUGAUAACAAUUUCAAAAGCAUUACCGUUACUGUAUAGAUACAAUUUAGAUUACUAUGUAAAAGCAUUAUUUUAUAAAGAAUGCUUUGCUGACAAGGAGCUUGGAACAGAGUAUGAUGCCUCCGAAAUAAUUCCUGAACAUAGCAAACCAAGGAGAAAUAAAAUACAAGAUUUUAAAGCUUUUAAACCGAAUACUACACUAGUUUCAGAUAAAAAUCAUAAGCCAACACUCCAAGUCAUAUUUGAAUUUAUCACUGUUAAGUUACCAAGAUAUUACACAGAUUUUGUUGAUAACUUUGAUAAUGAUCUUGCGCCUCCUCCUAUAGCAUUAAGGGUCGUUCCGUUGCCGAAUUUUACAGUUCAUAAUAUUCCAAAAGCUCGCGUCAGUUAUGAUUGGAAAUCAAAUUUAUUAAGACUUUUAAAAAUAUUAAUUAUUCCUAGAGGUUAUGUAAUAGGCAGAGAGGAUAAAAGAUUAUUAAGUCCAUUUGUUCAAGUAGUUAGGUAUGAAAAAGACAAUGAUAUUUUUGAUAAUCCUGCAAUGGAAGCAAUUAUAGAUUUUAGAUGGCGGCCAGCAAGAAAUUACUUUUUACAAAUAUUUCUUGCAUUCAUAGCAUACGCAAUUUGUUUUGGUGUAAUAAGUUGGGCUUAUAUGUCAAAACUCGAAACUACGGGACAUAUUAAAGGGUUACUGAUCGCUGUAAUAGCGUGUUUUUAUUAUUUGGCUUAUUAUUUAAUAGCUGUCGAAGUUUUGCAGGCAUUGCAUCAUGGUUUUAGAGAAUCUUUAAGUGUUAGUAAUAUGUUUGAUAUAAUUUCAAUUAUUACUCCUUGCAUAGUUAUGUCAAUCUUCGUUGCAAGUUCAUUGAAGCCGAAUGGGUUUGUAGAAGUUGAAACCAGCACUGGGGUUGUCACCGGAAUUUCCUUUACAAUGUUAUUACUUUGGUGUGAAUUGCUUUUAUAUUUAAGAUUAUUAUCAGUUUUCUUAUUAUUAUCAAAUCCAGAUAUAAAUGUAAUCAAACCAAAACUAGAAGAUUUUAAUUUAUUAAAUGCAGACGAUACGCUGACAGGGUUUAAAAUGGAAACGAUUUUUGAUCCAACGUCAAGUGAUGAUAAUCCGUUCGCAAGUUUUUUAUCAUCGGUUCAAGCGGCAUAUUUUUGGAUUAAUGGUUAUUGGAGUCAGAAGGAUGAUUUUGAUUAUUGGGCCAUUGAAAUAUUGUCAUUAUUUGCAAGUCUUUUAUUGGUUACCGUAUUGCAAAACAUGCUGAUUGCUUUUAUGGGCGGUGUGUAUGAAGAAGCGGCAGAGAAAGGAAGAGAUGCAUUGUUAAGGUACAGAGCAACGCUCAUCUCAGAUUAUGAAGCGUUAGAGGAUGUAAGAUUUUGGCCACCGGAACCAGAUCCGGAAUAUAUAUUUUAUGUAGGACAUUCGAGAAGUUUUGAGGAUUGGUCAGAGGGAAGGAAGGAUUUUAGAGGGUGCAUGUAUCAAAGAUAUGAGAAUAGGGCAUCAUAUAAAAAGUAUAAAUUUAAGGAGGAUCCAAGUGACAAAUUUUCUUUAUUGAAAUAUAAAAUGGAUAAGAAGUGCAAUACUUCAUCAAUAACUUCUGCUCCUUCUAUGCCGAACGAGCUUGGUAUUACUAUACCUUUGGAUGAAAGCUUUAAAGAAUUUCAACAGAGUUUAAAUAAUAGAUUGGCCAACACGGAUCAAAAGAUCGAUACCAAAAUAGUUGAAUUACAAACAAACAUGCAGGAAAUGUUUAUAGAAAUUAUGGAAAAAUUAGAAAAGAUUGAAAAUAAACGAGAGUCAUAG